This is a messenger RNA of Symbiodinium sp. CCMP2592, 1683 nucleotides long. NCBI's taxonomy places the organism in Eukaryota, Dinophyceae, Suessiales, Symbiodiniaceae. The record is from the annotation of a GenBank genome assembly.
AUGAUGCGAGCAUUUCCCGGAGUCCGGCGCCGUCUUAGCCGGCCUUUUUCCACGGCGCUGGGUUUGCAGGACAUUCCAGGACCCAAAGCUUGGCCCAUUGUCGGGGCCCUGCCGGAUUUCGUAUCGAGAGUGGACGGCAUGAGCGCACCCAGAGGCCCGAUGUUGCAGAAGGCCCACGACGAGUACUACAAGGAGUUUGGAGAGAUCUACAGGCUGAACUUGGUCGGCGAGAAUUCGGUGAUGGUGUGCAGACCUGAUCUGUACAUGCAGAUGUACCGAAAUGAGGGGACGUACCCGGUAGGGGGUGCCGACAAUCUCUGGAUUAUCAAAAGGUGGGCCGAGGAGCAGAACAAGAACACCUACCUCGGGUUUUCGGGCCGGGGCGAACCCUGGAGGAAAGUCCGCAUGGUGGUGCAAGAGGACAUUACCGGCCCGAAGACGGCACGCACCUACCUUCCCUACAUCAAUGAGGCCACGAGGCUUGCCUCGCCUCACAUGCCGUCCUUCGCCAAAGAGCCGAAUCAGUUCGUGACGCGCUUGGCCUUUGACAUGUUCAGCGCACUCUUCUACGGGAAGCAGAUGAAGACGGCAUCCCCAUCUGCGAGGCCUGAAGACCUCGAAUUCGUGGCGAACACCGUUCAGACCUUCAAUCUGCUGGGAAAGUCAGUCUUCAACGGCCAUCUGAAGAUGGGAAUCUUCAAGAACCAUCAUGUGAACCGGUCGUUCAAGACAUCAUGGCAGAAGAGCUACGACUAUUCCUGCCAGCUGUUGGAAGAGGCGCUGGAGAAUUCCCAGGACAUGUCGGCGGACAGGAAGCCAUACAUUGUACGAGUGCUUGACCGCCAGAGUAUGCCGCUGGAUGAGGUCAAAGAGGUGGCUGCGAGCGUCCUGCUUGCCGGCAUAGACACCACGACGUCCGUAAUCAACUGGAAUCUCCUGUACCUUGCCAUGAACCCGGACAAGCAGGAGAUCCUCAGGAAGGAGCUUCGCGAAGUGCUCGGUUCGGGAGAUCUCACCGACGAGAUCGCAGCAAACAUGAAGUCGAAGCUGCCCUAUCUCAGGGCGGUGAUCCGGGAAACGCACCGUGUCGCUCCCCCCUCUUCGAUUAUGACUCAACGAGCAGCUCCUUGUGACUUGGAGCUGGAUGGCUACAAAGUGCCGGAAGGGACCCAAGUUGGCUUCAACGUUUACUCCUUGCAGAACGAUCCGAAGUACGUCGAGGAUCCUUCGCAGUUCAAGCCGGAGCGAUGGCUGCCAGAUGCCGUCGAGGCUCGCAAAGGAACCGAAGCCGAGGCGGUUCGAGGAGAUGGCUCCGUCGAGUCCUGGGGCCAUCACGGCUACGGCGGUUCCUUCUUCAUGGAGAAGGAAAUGCUGCAAGAUGUGCGGCAGGUGAAGGCUUCCUACGGAGCUUUCGCCGCGCUUCUGAGCGACGGCACUGUGCUCUCUUGGGGCGAUCCCGAGUACGGCAGUGACAACUUGGAUGUCAGAAGCCAGCUGACUGACGUGGUACAGAUUGCAUCCACCGACUACGCCUUUGCAGCAAUACGCAAAGACGGCUCGGUGGUCACUUGGGGAGACUUCGACUACGGUGGCGAUAGCAGUGCAGUCAAGGACCAGCUCCAAAAGGUACGAAGCAUCUCGUCGACGAGUGAAGCCUUUGCGGCAAUCCUUGAGGACGGAACC